AACAGUUUAUGGUGGACACGCACAACAAACAUGAGCUGGACAGCGUUAGGAUACUUGCAAUGAUGAGCAAGAUCAUUUCUCAUUCUGCGACAUGUCAACACACCUGAAGCAGCUAAUCAAGAUGCUGAUCGGCCUCGCUGGAUAUCUGACAGGCUAUGAUGGCAGCUUUCCCUUCAUAAAACCAGGGGACAAAUAUGAGCACCACAACUAUUUGGGGAUGAGAGCAUUCUGUGCAGCUCUUGGUUCCUGUCUUCCUCCUUUUACUUUCCUUAUUGUCCUGGAGCUGUCUCGCUCUACACCAGCAGCGAUCAUUGCAGCCUCUCUGCUUAUCUUUGACACUGGCUGUAUCACCCUGUCUCAGUACAUUCUCCUGGAUCCCAUUCUAAUGUUUUUCAUCAUGGGCUCUGUUCUCUGCAUGGUCAGAUUCAACACACAGAGACUCAGGCCUUUCAGCUUCUCCUGGUGGUUCUGGCUGCUUCUGGCGGGGGUCUGCCUCUCAGGGUCUCUGGGGGUAAAGUUUGUGGGGCUGUUUGUCAUCCUCUUGGUGGGAAUUAACACAGCAUUUGAUCUGUGGAGGCUGCUUGGGGACCUCAGCUUGUCUCUGGUGGAUUUUGGGAAGCACUUAUUGGCUCGAGUUUUCGGGUUGAUAAUGCUCCCAUUGUUCCUGUACACUACAAUAUUUGCCGUCCACUUUGUUGUCUUAAACAGAAGCGGUCCUGGGGAUGGUUUCUUCAGCUCUUCUUUCCAGUCUCGCUUGAUUGGAAACAAUCUGCACAAUGCCUCCAUGCCGGAGUAUCUGGCAUAUGGCUCUCUAAUAACUGUGAAGAAUCUGCGAAUAGCAGGAGGGUAUCUGCACUCUCACUGGCACCUUUACCCAGAAGGGGUUGGAGCUCACCAGCAGGUUACAGCCUAUUUGCACAAAGAUUACAACAACCUGUGGUUGGUCAAGAGACCUGACAACUCUGACGAUCUCACUGGGCCACCAGAACUGGUCCAUCAUGGUGACAUCAUUAGACUGGAACACAGAGUACGUAUCAGAACUACAAGGAAUCUUCAUAGUCAUUUCCAUGAAGCUCCACUGAAAAAACACCUGCAGGUCACCGGUUAUGGCAUUAAUGGAAGCGGAGACAUGAAUGACUUGUGGCAGGUGGAGGUGUGUGGAGGGAAGAAAGGAGAUCCGCUGAAGGUGCUGCGCAGUAAAGUGCGUUUUCUCCAUCGCUCUACAGGCUGUGCGCUCUGCUCCUCUGGAAGGACCCUUCCCAAGUGGGGAUGGGAACAAGUGGAGGUCACAUGUAGCCCAUAUGUCAAAGAGAGCCCCAACACUCAGUGGAACAUUGAGGAUCUCAUCAAUCCUAAACUGCCCAACAUCAGUCUUUCUGUGCUCAAACCAACUUUCCUGGAGAUCCUCUGGGAGUCUCACAUUGUGAUGAUCAGGGGAAACAGUGGUUUGAAGCCCAAAGACAAUGAGAUAUACUCUAAGCCCUGGCACUGGCCCAUCAACUAUCAGGGUUUGAGGUUUUCUGGAGUGAAUGAGACGGAGUACCGCGUUUAUCUUCUCGGGAACCCUGUCAUCUGGUGGCUGAACCUCUUGAGUCUUGCUCUGUUUGUUUUAAUGCUGACAGUUGCAUCUUUAGCAAAACAGAGAGGAGUGAAAAUGGAGGGAAUGAGGAAAGGUAAGCAGCACUACAUAGUUGCAAAACAAAUUCUCAUGGAGGGUGGUGGAAUGCUGCUUUUGGGUUGGCUAUUACACUACCUCCCGUUCUACAUCAUGGGUCGCAUACUCUACUACCACCAUUACUUUCCUGCAAUGUUGUUCAGCAGUAUGCUCACGGGUAUUACUCUGGACAUCUUCCUCCAGAAUUUACACCUUCUCUUUAGUUCAUCCAGAUCCCAUUAUUUUGUGAGGGGAGGUCAGUUUAUACUCCUGUUAGGGUUCAUCUACAGCUUUUAUCUCUUCCACCCUCUCUCCUAUGGCAUGAGGGGGCCGCUGGCACAUGACCCUGCCUCCUCGAUGGCUGGCCUCAGGUGGAUGGAAUCCUGGGAAUUUUAGACAAUUUUAGACAGUUUUGAAGGACUUCAUUAGAUGUUUUUAACUAUUUUACUUGUAACAUGUCGACUGGCUCAUUUCAUUGUGGAAGUACAGCCUUUACUCUGCUGUUAGACUGUGAUGAAAAUAGUAUUUUAAAGUUAGUGUUUUACAGUCAAGGUGUUUUAACUGCUGUAGCUGGACUGAACUAAACUGAUAAGUAAUAAAGUGCCUUUCAAGUUUCAGAUUUAAAGACACUAAAUUAUGUUUAAAAUAUUCACUCCUUCAGUUGUGUUUUGUACAUUUCAAUUGUUGCAUAUUUUGUUUUUCCUAAAAGAAAAAUGUUUGAAUUAGUGUAUGCAAAAGCAGCAACCUUUAAAAAUACAGUGUAUCACAUUGUUAUAUUUCUCAUCUACACAAGUUGUGUAUUUGAUUAAUUAAAUUGCCAUUUCUGGGUCAUACCAAA
Cyprinus carpio (common carp) is the source of this 2492-nucleotide messenger RNA. RefSeq names its product protein O-mannosyl-transferase 2-like. The record is from RefSeq and is a predicted model, not a curated record. Gene Ontology annotation, biological process: protein O-linked glycosylation via mannose. Gene Ontology annotation, molecular function: dolichyl-phosphate-mannose-protein mannosyltransferase activity. Gene Ontology annotation, cellular component: endoplasmic reticulum; membrane. NCBI's taxonomy places the organism in Eukaryota, Metazoa, Chordata, Actinopteri, Cypriniformes, Cyprinidae.